This is a messenger RNA of Aspergillus pseudonomiae, 888 nucleotides long. Its product is annotated as aromatic alcohol reductase. The record is from RefSeq and is a predicted model, not a curated record. Lineage: Eukaryota; Fungi; Ascomycota; Eurotiomycetes; Eurotiales; Aspergillaceae. Gene Ontology annotation, molecular function: oxidoreductase activity. The transcript has 2 exons. Bases 1 to 888 code for a protein of 295 amino acids.
AUGUCACCAAUCAAGGAUAUUCUCGUUCUCGGGGCUGGAGAGCUAGGAACGCAAGUACUGCUGUCCCUCGCCCAACAUCCUCGCGUGAAUAACAUCGUGGUUUCCGUCCUGUUACGGCCUUCCAGCAUCUCCUCCACGCGACCCCAAAAGGUACGGGAGCUCUCGCUACUUGGCGAGCACAACAUCGGGAUAGUUCCCGGCGACCUGGUCGCAGACUCUCAGGAAUCUCUGGCCCAGACCUUCCGCGGAUACGACACAAUCAUCGGCUGUACAGGCUUCGUGGCCGGUCGUGGAAUACAGAUCAAAUUAGCACAGGCUUUCGGAGUGGAUUAUGACAUUAUUGGACGAGGAUCCGCUCAGGAUCUCUUCGAUGAGCAGCUUGACGUUCGCGAUCUCCUCCGCUCCCAGACCAAGGCCCGAUGGACGAUCAUUUCCACCGGCAUGUACAUCAGCUUCCUUUUUGAGCCUUCCUUCGGGGUAAUCAAUCUCAGAGAUAACUCAAUUUGCGCCUUGGGCACUUGGGACACUAGGGUUACUGUCACUGCGCCCGAGGAUAUUGGAAAGCUCACCGCGGAAAUUGUUCUGGGCUCGGAGCCAGAUGAAGCAUUCAACAACCGACCGACUUUCGUUGCGGGUGACACAGUUAGUUAUACGGAACUGUUGCGGGUAGUGCAGGAGGUUACAGGGAGGACUUUUGCAAAGAGUGUACGCACGGUCGAGGCGGCGAAGGCCGAUCUUGCAAGGGAAUCGGAUAACUCGCUAUACAAGUGUCAGGUGGUCUUUGCGGAGGGUCGUGGCGUUGCAUGGGAUACGUCUACAACGUGGAAAUAUGAAUCGGGAGUAAAUGUUUUGUCAGUUAAGGGGUAUGCAAGUCGGUACCUAGGUUAG